GCAAAAGGCGACGAAGAAUGGGUCUGUGUUCCUGCAGCCGCAUCAUGGUUGUGUUCGGCCUCCUGUGGCCCGUGUACGUCUCGUUCAAGACCAUCAACGGGAGAAACGGACACAAGACGGUCGUCGCACUCAAGUACUGGCUCAGCAUCGGCUCCUACUUCCUGCUGGACUGUGUGGCCGAGACGCUGUUCGACACCAACGGCCACUUCGCGCACUUCGUCUGUGGCCUCCGGCUGGCCGCCUUCGUCUGGGUGCUGGUACAAGCGCCGGAAGACGUUUAUGAAACCUUUCUUCGACCUCAACUGAAAGCGUGGGAGUCCAGCGUCGACAAAUUGUUGGCGAAAUUGAACUUCACGAUAGGGAUGUGAAGUAUACACCGAAACGAUCAGCAGUUAGUGAAACCACG
Molecule: messenger RNA, 406 nt
Organism: Rhipicephalus microplus (southern cattle tick)
Lineage: Eukaryota; Metazoa; Arthropoda; Arachnida; Ixodida; Ixodidae
Product: receptor expression-enhancing protein 3-B-like
Source: RefSeq, a predicted model, not a curated record